Molecule: messenger RNA, 881 nt
Organism: Tachysurus fulvidraco (yellow catfish)
Lineage: Eukaryota; Metazoa; Chordata; Actinopteri; Siluriformes; Bagridae
Exons: 7
Coding region: 76-627 (183 amino acids)
Cellular component (GO): membrane
Source: RefSeq, a predicted model, not a curated record
CACAGUCACAGUGGGUGAAGAUUGUUUUCUUGCUGCUGGUCGAAUUUCCGAGGAAGAGUCGUGAUCCGCCGUGUGAUGGCGUGUGUUAAUUUCACUAUGGAUGUGAUAGAGGAUCACUCGGCCAGACGCGAGCUUCAAGGUGAUGAAGGUCCACUGAUUAAACAUUACAGAGUCUCUGAGCUCGUUCCUGAUCCACAAAUUCCUCUGCACCGGUUAAUGAAGAGAGAACCAGCGGUUUGGGCCGCCAUGCAGAUAAGCAGUGGGAUAUUGAGCAUUGGACUCGGAGUCGUGUUUGCUGCAUCCUUCCCAAUUGAUGGUUUGCUCCUCACCUUGUUCAGAGUCACGAUCGUCACCGGCAUUCUGUUCGUGGCUGCUGGAUUUUUCUCCUUGAUGCUGCACAGAAACCCCAGACUCUUACAGAUCUGUUUUCACUCCAACAUAUUUUGUCUGGUCAUUUCUAUUAUCGGAACAGUGCUGCUGUGUGCGGAUUUAAUCAGUUUUAUCCGAGUGGAGCUUUCCUUUCAGGUGGAACUCCUGGUGCUGUUUGUGACUCUGUUCGACAUGCUGAUCUCCAUCGUCCUCAUAUUUCUGAUUCACGCAGAGAAACGCCGGCAGAGGAAGAAAUGACUCGGCUCAGAUUCUAGUAACUAAUUAUUAAUGAAAUAAAUGAUUGCGUUAAAAUAUUCCUACGUGAGAACCGGCUGUACACAAGCUCUUGAAAAAACCUCUCACGACUUUAAACGCUGUUAACAGCUAAAAAGCUUCAAAGUGUCGUUUGCAUGCGAGUCGGCUCACUGAGUCGACUCGUUUAGCUGAAUUUCUAGCUCAGAUCCGAUUCAAAUAUAUGAGUUGUUUUAUGUUGUUCUUUUUCUACCUGUUGC